UCUCUCUCAGUCUCCGUGCUGGUGUGUGUGUGAGAGUGUGAGAGAGAGUGAGAGAGAGUGUCUUCUCUUCAACCUUCAGUCCCGCACGGUUGCAGCAAUGGCCCUGUUGAAAUCGAGCAAGAUUAUUUCAUCUGUUGGGGCGUAUAGCCCAGUUCUGGGAGUCUUACCCAUCCGCGCAAGCUCAUGGUGGACUGAGGUACAGAUGGGCCCACCUGAUCCCAUCCUUGGGGUGACUGAGGCUUUCAAGCGUGACACCAACCCCAAGAAGAUGAACCUUGGAGUGGGGGCUUAUCGUGAUGACCAGGGAAAACCCUACGUUCUUAACUGCGUCCGCAAGGCUGAGACUCAGAUUGCUGCUAAGAAGUUGGACAAAGAGUACCUUCCCAUUGGAGGCCUGGCAGAUUUCAACAAGGCUUGUGCUCAGCUGGCUCUGGGACCUGACAAUGAAGUCCUGAAGAGUGGCAGAAGUAUCACAGUUCAGACCAUUUCAGGAACUGGAUCUCUGCGUAUUGGAGCCAAUUUUCUGUCACGGUUCCACACUGCAGUGCGUGAUGUGUACCUGCCAAAGCCCUCUUGGGGAAACCACACACCCAUCUUCAGAGAUGCAGGCAUGCAGCUGAAGGCUUACACCUACUAUGACCCGAAGACAUGUGGCUUUGACUUUAAGGGAGCCAUUAAUGACAUUUCAAAAAUCCCAGAGAAGAGUGUGAUUGUCCUGCAUGCAUGUGCUCACAACCCCACUGGAGUAGACCCUAGACCAGAGCAGUGGAAAGAGAUGGCUGAUGUGAUCAAGAAAAGAAAUCUUUUGGUAUUCUUCGACAUGGCCUACCAGGGCUUUGCCAGUGGGGACAUUGACCGAGACGCUUGGGCUGUGCGCCACUUUAUUGAACAAGGCCACAAUAUUGUUCUCUCACAAUCCUUUGCUAAGAACAUGGGCCUGUAUGGUGAGCGUGUAGGAGGUUUCACAGUUGUGUGUAAAGAUGCUGAGGAGGCCAAGCGUGUGGAGUCCCAGCUGAAGAUUCUCAUCCGUCCGAUCUACUCCAACCCCCCCUUGAAUGGAGCUCGCAUUGCUGCAACCAUACUUAACACACCUGAACUCUACAGUGAGUGGUUGGUUGAGGUGAAAGACAUGGCAGAACGCAUCAUUAGGAUGAGGGACAUGCUGGUCUCGAAUCUUAAAAAGGAGGGCUCCACUCACAACUGGCAGCACAUCACUGACCAGAUCGGCAUGUUCUGCUUCACGGGCCUCAAGCCUGAGCAGGUGGAACGUCUAAUUAACGACUACUCCGUCUACAUGACAAAGGAUGGACGUAUCUCCAUGGCAGGCGUGACCUCUGGAAAUGUGGGCUACCUUGCGCAUGCCAUCCAUGCAGUUACCAAGUGAAUCUAAUGCAUUGUAGAUGUUGUAUACUGUAGUGACGUUCACCUUGCACAAAAAUGUCUCCCUUCUAUUGGGCUUUAUCUCGGGAGUGUGUUAAGUAGGAAUUCAUUGAUUAUUGUCAGCUCAUCUUGAUUGGCAUUAUUAUUGUUUACCUGUUAAAUGGGAAAAAGUAUAGAAUGAAAGCACUGCACUUAAAAAUUUCCCUUUGAGUUGUGAAAGAGAUCAAACUAUUCUGAUAUUACAGAGUUCCCAAAGAGCACAAUCGCCUAGUGGCUCUAGUUUUACUCAAGCUAUUUUGCCCCCCACUCUGUUUGUCAGUAAUGUUUCAUCCGAAAAGUUGUAAAUAGAAUAUUAUGAAUCCAAAGCACUUAAGAGAAAAAUGAGACAUGCAAUAAUUUGAGCUAGCAGAUCUGCCCAUUUACAAUAAUGCUAAUUUCUAAACUGUUACAGACUUUUUCAUCUGAUGAUUGGAGCCAUGUUGUUUGUGUCAAUAAAGAUCUUGGGCCUUUAAAGCAAAAGCACUUUUUAGAUGAGUUUGGGCAGCUAAUGAAAAACUUGCUGCAAGAUGUAUAUUGUAAUGUGUGUGAUUUUCCCACAAAAUUAAAGCACUUCUAACCCGAUAUCUACAUUACAAAUCAUAAACUGAUACUGAUAAAUUAGCAACAAUUUGGUAAAGCAGAAUCAAAUUUUUAUUCCCAUUUCUUUUGCACAUCUGAUUUAAUCACUGAUGGAUGUAAAUGUAUUGUAGGUUAUAUGGAUUGUUAUUAGUAUGAAUGCAUAAUAUAUAAUGGCUUAUAAAUAUGCAGUUUGGUUGAAACUAGUUAAAAUUUGCUUACUGGGUUUUCUUGACUCAAUACAUCAGCUGUCAAUGUCCAUUUUUUUCUCAACUGUAAAAUGUGAAGUGUUAUCUGCAUAACAACUUCUAAACCAUGUGCAGUAAACCAAUAAAGAUGAGCUUAUCAAA
Molecule: messenger RNA, 2345 nt
Organism: Hemibagrus wyckioides
Lineage: Eukaryota; Metazoa; Chordata; Actinopteri; Siluriformes; Bagridae
Gene: got2a
Product: glutamic-oxaloacetic transaminase 2a, mitochondrial
Exons: 10
Coding region: 98-1384 (428 amino acids)
Biological process (GO): L-aspartate catabolic process; biosynthetic process
Cellular component (GO): mitochondrion
Molecular function (GO): L-aspartate:2-oxoglutarate transaminase activity; pyridoxal phosphate binding
Source: RefSeq, a predicted model, not a curated record